UCAACGGGCCGUCGAACCGUCGGCCGAGAUCACGGCCUCGCCGUGACAACGCCUCGAUAAGGCUCUUCCUGCGCGCAUGUCGAGGCUGCCGCCGCGCGCAGAAUUCAUGAUCGCCGCCACGUCGCACGAGGCAACCUGUUGCUGCUGAGCGCGCGCGUCAUAAUCUUGAGGAAAGCUCGCACGCGCAUGUGAAUGAGCUCGAGAAAGCCUGUAACCUGUUUUAACAUGCGCUGUAAUUUUGACAGCCCCGUCGCCAUGACUACCAUUUGUUGCGCAAAUUCGCGAGCUUCGUGAAUUCCGACUAUUAUUUAGACGCCGCGAACAUGCCAUGCGAGCCUGCGCAGUCUCGCUAAACUUGAGUUAUCCUGACCUUUCGCGCCGGCUGUGAAUAACCAUCAACCGCUAUUUCCCCUCAUUUCUGGCUUGCCAGAAAAGCGCGGCUCGCUGAAACAGCGAGCCACGAGGAGUCCGCGUGUAGUGCGCAGUGAGCGAAGGCGAGUUUCGCAAGCGAUGGCCUUGUGCUUUGGCGCGCGCGCGAUUGCUGGGAUGGAAGCGCCAUCGAGGUGUUUUAAUGGCGGCGCGGCUGCGCGCACGUGCAGGCACCGAUGAUGCAAGAGCUGCUGCGUCCAUUUAUUUGGCGCGUUUCGCGUGCUCGUCGCCCGAUGAUAGGGUACGCGUGUUUCAGUUGGGAGAGGUCUUAACGGUCUGUAAGUUUAGGUUGAACCUAUCUGCUGUCGCUGUUUAUAAAGUGCGACUUUCAAAACGUGCCCCACCUGUUCAGCAGUGCGCUCACAAAUUUACUUUUCAGAGCGAGCUGCAUUGCAAGUCGGGACUGCGGGAAAUCGUCCGUGCGAACGACGCUUUCUUGGCCUUGACUGCACAAGGCGUGUGGACUGUACCACUAGGCGAAGUGAGUGCCAGGCACUUUCUGCUAGGACCGUGCUCGGCUUGUGGUCUUCCAUGGGGUGGCCUCGUGGCUGCGUACACCGUGCGUCCAGGCUCUUGGGAGCUGCUUGUCAAUGGCAAGGGGCCACCUGUGGGCCGUGUCACGUGCCACCCACAGCAUCUUCCAUCUUCGCGGGAUGCAGGCCCGGUGCUAUGGUGUGCCAGGCUUCUGGGAAGUCGGCACCAUGCGAGGUACAACUGUUCAACGCCUGGAAGCUCGCUCAUUCUGUCAAAGCCUCUUUCACAGCUUCUGGGUAUGAGGCAAAGCGACCUCCUUGAUCAGUUGACAGAUGUAGAGGAGCCAGGUUACAGUGUACUACUUGUGGGAUUGCCGGAUGGCCGUGUCCUAAGCACUCUGCUGCAUGCUGUCCAGCCUGGUGAACUAUGUAGGGCCCGUCUGGUUUGUGACUUGGGCCAGCCAGUGGCUGCCAUCUCCUGCUGGCAGCCUGAACAUCUAGGGAACAAGGACUGCGAGGUGCUCGUCGUUGGCACCAGAGGCAAAGUACUGAGCAGCUGCAGUGGAUCUUGGCUGGAGGCCUGGGCACCUAACAUUCUUGAAGAAUCAUAUGACCUCUGCCUGAAUGGACCUCUUAUCCAUUGGCUGCACAAGGGAAUCCCCUGGGAGGCACACUUGGCCAUCGGGCAGCAGACCCCACAGGGGUCUCCUUUCCUCCAGGUCAAAGCAGGACCGCUGCUUCUGGGAAAGGCUGUGUCAAUUCAGAGCCUUGGAUCCUCUGUCUUGACCAAGCUGCAUGGUAAAGCAAGCACAAGCGAAAGUGAGCUGAGCCAAGAUGACACUGGGCUCCUGAUUCUGGAUGGAUGCGGAGGCGUGCGUUUGGUAUCACCCCUGCCUCCACGACACCUUUCACUGCAAGGUCUGCAUCCGCACCCAGUCAUCCAAGCGAAGAACGAGCUGCUGUUUGUCCAGGCGGCUUUGCAGCAGCUGCGACAGCUGCAGCAUCGUGCAAUACCAGUCACUGCUGAACGUGACAUCCAAGGUGGUCGCUUGGUCGCCUCUUUUUCGAAUUCUGCGGCCUCCAACUGGAUUCACGUUGCCAGCUAUGAUGUCGGCGAUCGCACCAUUUGCCGGUCUGCCGCUGCUUCUCCAGCUACAGGAGGAGGGCCCCUGAAUAUACAUUUCAAGUGCAAUACUGCUGCAGUGGCCACCAUGGCAUUGGUGCUGCCAUCUAGGAAAACCACGGGAAAGCCUGUGCUAACUCUGCUCAGGAUGACAGUGCUUCCAUCGCAGAACUGCCUCAAGGAGGGGCCAGCACAAAAGACAGCUGUGCUCACUGUGGCAAGCCACUUGGUUUCCAGUGGCUCCGGAGGAGCGACCCGGUUCACUGAGUGCCUCGGACUCCAGGCAUGGCCUGCCCACCUGCAACCUGUAGGUCAGGGCGUCUUGUCAUUAGAGGUGGAGCUGCCCGGCAGCCAUUGGUGGCCAGCAUUGAGAGCAGAGAUAAUGCUACGCAUGCUUGACAUGGUGAAAGAUCACGAUGACACCAGAGCCAUGCCCAACGUGAAAGUCGGGGAGAGAGUUGAGGCGGCUUGUCGAGAAGUUGAGCGUCUGCUUUCUGCGGGGAACAUCUUGGAAGCAUACUAUGCUUGGAGGACACGCCUGGGGAUGGCUUUUCCUGUUGCUUAGAUGCGUGGUCUUGCAACAGCGUGCCGUGGGCUCGAGCUGGCUCACGUUGCCACGCCUGGAGAAGUACAGAGACCAAUCAGAGUAUGUGGCAUUCAAAGUGUCUCAGUGGUGAGAGGGCUUGUUGUGACACCCCGCGGUAUCUACGCUACACAGCAGUGCAGAUUGCAGAAGGCCAUGAUAAGAAAUCGCUCGUUAGGUCAAGCGUCACUUCCAAAGAGUAGUAAUGGAUGCUUAUUAUUUAUUUUAUUUUUCAGUUUUAGUAUCAAAAACUACUAUUUUUGCAAGCUUUUCAUGAUGCUACUGCAUGCAUUUCAUACGUCGAAUUUUGCAUGGACACUCUUUUAUAUCUGCAUAAUCUUAAAACCACUUUUUAUUGAAGCAGAGAAAUAAAUUUGCAGUUAAAAUAGGCUAUUUCAGAAAUACCUUGCCGCAGAAAUACUUGAAUGUGCUCGGCAGAAGCGGAGUUAUUGGUAAUCAAACAUGCCCUUCACAGUGCUUCCGCUCUUUUUUCAAUGCCUUGUACUGCGAAGGCUGUGGCAGAGCAGGGUAUACCCACAACACUGUGCCUACUGAACGUCAUCGUGGCGCGCAGUUCAAAUUUGAUUUUCGAUGCUAAUGUACACACCACUACUUCCAAUUUUGGUGCCUACAACGUGCCAAAUGCAGUUGUCCUCAGCGAGCCACAGUGCCUUCAGCCAGUGGACUCACUGCGGCAGACGCGGUAUCUACAUUACGUAGCAGACUGCAGGUACAUGCAACUGUAGUGCGUAUGUGCAGAAUUUGCUUCGUGCACGACAGGGCUCAAGUGCGUGCCAGCUGAGCUUGAGCAGACAAUAGUCGGCUUCUUCUGGAAGCACAUAAUUAUUAUUGAAAUUCUAAAGCAGAAUUUCAUUUAUUUCGGCCUGUUCAUUAAAAUUCGUCAAUAAAUAAACACAGUAACAGCAGGAACAAGCGCACCAAUCCAAACAUCCUUCUUUAUUGAUGUCAACUAUUGGCUAAUAGCAGCCGCUUAUGCAAAUCUGCUAAAUUACGAAAUAAAGCAUCAAGAAUGAGGAGCAGGCUUUUGUUGAAUAGAGAGCAUUUGAGAGAGAGGUGACCUUGCGCUUUGUUUGUGCGCUCCAUGUGCCGCGCACAACUGCAAAACUUGGCUGAGACGUUCAUAGCAGCGUAUGCUUACAGAAUGUUUUUUCACCAAGUCCGAGAGGCAAUUCAGCACCCGUUUGAACUAAGAUUUUUACGCAGUCAAAAAAUUUGUUGCAGUUAGCAUUUAACCCUCUCCUUGGUAACGGCCCUGGCCAUACAUACGUCUGAAUUUCCCUAAGCAUGACCAACCUCACACGGCAGCAUUUUCCAAAGCCAAGGCUCAGAUGCCAUAAAUAAGGAAAGGAGGGCGACAUAGAUAGCAAUACCAGCCCACACAAUACUUUUCUUAUUCUACUUUUCGUGCACUUUCUGCAAGCGGCUUGUUUCAAACAAAAUGUGCAACAGUGCACAUUUGUGCGAUCUGUGAUAUUCCAUAUUUUGUUUUAAAGAUUGUUGAGCAGUUGCCUACUACAUGUCCAUUCUAAAAUUUCAUCUCUUGUUCACUAGAGAAAAUGUAGCUUCGAUUUUUGAAGUAGAUGAAUGUAUGAACUCAAAACAUGGCUGUGAUGCACAAAAACAAGAUGUCGAAGGUUUAGAGUCAAGUACUAGUAAUACUAUCUUAUGAGCCUUCAGAGUUAUUGAUAAAAAGACAAAAGUGCAUGUGCACAUAUUUGUACUUGUACAGCUGAACAAUUUAGAAUUUCAUUUGUCAUAAUACUACAACAUGGUUCACUAAAUUAAUAUUUUCUGCCGAAACUGAAAGCUUGGGUAAUCAUUAAGGCAGCCAAAAACACAGUGCAGCUGUUUAUGGUCUACAUCACUUGUGUCACGUAAUUUUGUUUACAUUGACUGUUGCAGGAUGCCUAACUUGCAU
This is a messenger RNA of Dermacentor albipictus, 4547 nucleotides long. RefSeq lists its product as uncharacterized. NCBI's taxonomy places the organism in Eukaryota, Metazoa, Arthropoda, Arachnida, Ixodida, Ixodidae. The record is from RefSeq and is a predicted model, not a curated record.